Ictalurus furcatus (blue catfish) is the source of this 466-nucleotide messenger RNA. RefSeq names its product gamma-crystallin M2-like. Lineage: Eukaryota; Metazoa; Chordata; Actinopteri; Siluriformes; Ictaluridae. Bases 205 to 465 code for a protein of 86 amino acids. The transcript has a single exon. Gene Ontology annotation, biological process: lens development in camera-type eye; visual perception. Gene Ontology annotation, molecular function: structural constituent of eye lens. The record is from RefSeq and is a predicted model, not a curated record.
CAGUAUUUCAUGAGGAGGGGCGAGUACGCUGACUACAUGAACAUGUGGGGCUGGGGAAACAACUGCAUCAGGUCCUGCCGCAUGAUCCCCAUGGUAUGGUAUUACAUGUAAUAUUUUUUUAGUAUGCCUAUAUCCCAUGAAGUGUUUUUGCCCUAAAAUGACAGUGUUUGUCCUCUUCCCAAACAGCACAGAGGAUCCUACAGAAUGAGGAUCUACGAGAGGGACAACUUCAUGGGUCAGAUGUAUGAGAUGACGGACGACUGCGAUUCCUUCAUGGAUCGUUACCACUGGUCCAACGGCUGCAUGUCCUGCCAUGUGAUGGACGGCCACUGGCUCAUGUACGAGUAUCCCCACUACAGAGGCAGGAUGUGGUACUUCAGGCCUGGAGAGUACAGGAACUUCAGAGACUACGGUGGCAUGAGGUUCAUGAGCAUGAGGCGCAUCAUGGAUUCCUGGUAUAACUGAG